Dimorphilus gyrociliatus is the source of this 406-nucleotide messenger RNA. Lineage: Eukaryota; Metazoa; Annelida; Polychaeta; Dinophilidae. The record is from the annotation of a GenBank genome assembly.
AAUGCUUCGGAACACGCUAACAGGAAACAAAUCCAAGCUGAUAAGGGCACAGAGACAAAAUAAGUUAGAAUCUAUAAGGCUGGAUCAGUCUCUUAUUCAAAUUGAGAAGGAGAAAGUGAAGGCAAUUCAGACUGUUAAUCGAAAUAUUAGAAUGCUAAAUGUAACUUUGGAGUACAUAAGGAUAUCCACGGGUCGUAGUCCCCAUGGCCUCUGUCCAGAGCUUAUUAUAGCGGAUUCUGAAAAAGAAAUUGAGCCAGUUUUCGUCUAUGGUGAAAGAAAAUUGAGUAGAAGAUUCGGAAAAAAUCGACCUCAUACUACACACAGGAUAACAUUGAGACCUAGAUCAGCAGACGGACGAGAGAGGACUCGGCCAAAAACGUCACCCGCUAAUCGCACGGAUAUUUAA